Molecule: messenger RNA, 938 nt
Organism: Rattus norvegicus (Norway rat)
Lineage: Eukaryota; Metazoa; Chordata; Mammalia; Rodentia; Muridae
Source: RefSeq, a predicted model, not a curated record
AUGGCAGGUCCAGAGAGUGUACAGCCAGUCUCUUGUCUUCUGUCCAACGUGGCAUCUUCUGAUAUUCAGGUGAAAGAGCUGGAGAAGCGUGCUUCCGGCCAGGCUUUUGAGCUGAUUCUCAGCCCUCGAUCAAAAGAAUCUGUCCCCGAGUUCCCCCUUCCCCCCUCAAAGAAGAAGGAUCUUUCCCUGGAGGAAAUUCAGAAGAAAUUAGAAGCUGCAGAAGAAAGACGCAAGUCUCAUGAAGCAGAAGUCUUGAAGCAGCUUGCUGAGAAGCGGGAGCAUGAAAAAGAAGUGCUCCAAAAAGCUAUUGAGGAGAACAACAACUUCAGCAAAAUGGCAGAGGAGAAACUGACCCACAAAAUGGAGGCUAACAAAGAGAACCGGGAGGCGCAAAUGGCUGCCAAGCUGGAGCGUUUGCGAGAGAAGGACAAGCACGUUGAAGAGGUGCGGAAGAACAAAGAAUCCAAAGACCCUGCGGACGAGACCGAGGCUAAGUUGUUCCGAGAACUGACUUUCUCCCCGACCCCUUCCUAAAUAUCCAAAGACUGUACUGGCCAGUGUCAUUUACUUUUUCCCUCCUGACAAAUAUUCUAGAAGCUGAUGUAGGACCGUAUAGGUAGAUCCAGACCGUGAGAUAUUUUAGGGGCUCAAGGGGAGAAACUGAAAGUGUUUUGCUCUUUUUUAAAGUGUUGGUCUUUCUAACGUAGCUAUUUUUCUCGUUGCAUCUUUUCCACUCGGGCACACUCGGUGUGCUGGGUCAAUGGCUAGUGCUGUAUUGACUGUGGAAGACGUUCGUGAAGAGUAUGUAGUGGCUUCUUCCAACCCAUUAGAUGCUGAGUAUCUGUUCACUUUGCGAUCCCAAUUCUGUCCCAAUCUCACCAGAUGCUACUGUACUUGAAUGGUUAAUAAACUGCACAGUGCUGUUGGUGGCAAAAAAA